Molecule: messenger RNA, 3546 nt
Organism: Acanthisitta chloris (rifleman)
Lineage: Eukaryota; Metazoa; Chordata; Aves; Passeriformes; Acanthisittidae
Gene: UBA6
Product: ubiquitin-like modifier activating enzyme 6
Exons: 32
Coding region: 13-3078 (1021 amino acids)
Biological process (GO): protein sumoylation
Cellular component (GO): SUMO activating enzyme complex; cytoplasm
Molecular function (GO): SUMO activating enzyme activity
Source: RefSeq, a predicted model, not a curated record
UCUCAUUACAUCAUGGCAGCAGACUCAAUGGAAAUUGACGAUGCUUUGUAUAGUCGCCAGAGGUAUGUUCUUGGAGACACAGCAAUGCAGAAGAUGGCUCAGUCCCACGUAUUCCUGACUGGUAUAGGUGGUCUUGGUGUGGAGAUUGCCAAAAAUAUCAUUCUGGCUGGGGUAAAGGCUCUUACAGUUCAUGACACCAAGCACUGCACAAAAUGGGAUUUGGGGAUCAACUUCUUCAUCCAUGAAGAUGAUGUUACCAGUCAAAGGAACAGGGCUGAGGCCACACUUCAUCGUAUCGCGGAACUCAAUCCAUAUGUCCAUGUAGCAGCGUCAACUGUGCCACUAGAUGAAACCACAGAUCUGUCUUUUCUGAAGCAGUACCAGUGUGUCAUAUUGACUGAAGUAAGUCUGUUGCUGCAGAAGAGGAUUAAUGACUUCUGUCAUUCUCAGCAGCCUCCUAUUAAGUUCAUCAGUGCAGAUGUAUAUGGAGUAUGUUCUCGUUUGUUUUGUGACUUUGGUGAUGAAUUUGAAGUGCUGGAUACAACAGGAGAGGAGCCAAAGGAGAUCUUCAUUUCAAAUAUAACCCAAUCAAAUCCUGGUAUUGUCACUUGCCUUGAAAAUCAUCCACACAGGCUUGAAACAGGACAGUUUUUAACCUUUCGGGAAGUUAAUGGAAUGUCCUGUUUAAAUGGUUCCACACACCAAAUAACAGUGGUGUCCCCUUACUCCUUCAGCAUUGGUGAUACAUCAGAUAUGGAGCCUUACUUACACGGAGGCAUAGCUGUGCAAGUGAAGACACCUAAGAUCUUCUACUUUGAACGGUUGGAGAAGCAGAUAACAAAUCCAUUAUGCCUUGUUGCAGAUUUUAGCAAGCAUGAGGCACCUUUGCAGAUCCAUGUUGCCAUGCUUGCCUUGAACCACUUCCAGGAGAACUUUGGUCGGGGACCGAACAUUGGGUGCCUUCAGGAUGCUGAGGAAAUGCUGAAAAUAGCCAUGUCUAUAAGUGAAACACUGGAAAACAAACCUCGGGUGAAUGGAGAUGUGGUGAAAUGGCUGUCUAGGACUGCUCAGGGAUUUCUACCUCCUCUGGCUGCAGCAGUGGGUGGUGUUGCUAGCCAGGAAGUCUUGAAAGCAGUAACAGGAAAAUUUUCUCCAUUGCAGCAGUGGCUCUACAUAGAUGUAUUAGACAUUGUGACACCUCUAGAGAAGAUGGGCUCUGAAGAAUUUGUCCCACGGGGAGAUAGGUAUGAUGCCUUGAGGGCUUGUAUUGGAGACUCUCUGUGCCAGAAGCUCCAUGAUUUGAAUGUUUUCUUGGUUGGCUGUGGAGCAAUAGGCUGUGAAAUGCUAAAAAACUUUGCACUUCUUGGUGUUGGUACAGGGCAAGACAAAGGAUUGGUUACAAUUACAGAUCCAGACUUGAUAGAGAAAUCCAACCUGAACAGGCAGUUUCUUUUUCGACCUCAUCACAUACAGAAACCUAAGAGCUAUACUGCAGCAGAAGCAACUCUGAACAUCAAUCCUUAUGUGAAGAUUGACUCAGAUAUUAAUAAAGUCUGUCCAGCCACUGAGAACACUUACAGUGAUGAAUUCUACACCAAGCAAGAUGUGAUUGUAACGGCAUUGGACAAUGUUGAAGCAAGGAGAUACAUUGAUAGUCGUUGUGUAGCAAACCUGCGUCCUCUUAUAGACUCUGGAACUAUGGGAACAAAAGGACACACAGAAGUUAUUGUGCCCCAUCUGACGGAGUCCUAUAAUAGUCAUCGGGAUCCUCCAGAAGAAGAAAUACCAUUUUGCACCUUGAAGUCCUUCCCAGCUGCCAUUGAGCAUACAAUACAGUGGGCAAGAGAUAAGUUUGAAAGUUCAUUUUCUCACAAGCCUUCAUUGUUUAACAAAUUCUGGCAAACCUAUCCGUCGGCAGAGGAAGUUUUACAGAGAAUAAAAUCAGGAGAGAGCUUAGAAGGCUGUUUUCAUGUUAUUAAAACACUCAGUAGAAGACCCCGAAGUUGGACUCAAUGUGUGGAACUAGCAAGAGUAAAAUUUGAGAAGUAUUUUAGCCAUAAGGCUCUUCAACUCCUUCAUUCAUUUCCCCUUGAUACACGAUUAAAAGAUGGAAGUCUGUUUUGGCAAUCACCAAAGAGGCCACCUUUCCCAGUGAAGUUUGAAUUUAAUGAUCCUUUGCACUAUGGUUUCAUUGUGAGCGCAGCAAAACUCAUUGCAACAGUGUACUGUGUUCCUUUCACAGAAAAGGACCUGUCAGAGGAAACUAUUUUGAGGAUUAUUUCAGCUGUGAAGCUACCAGAGUUCAGACCUUCAAACAAAGUUGUACAGACUGAUGAAACUGCAAGAAAACCAGAUCAUAUUCCAGUCAGCAGUGAGGAUGAAAGAAAUGCUAUUUUCCAGCUGGAGAAGUCUAUACUAUCCAAUGAAGCUCUGGAAACUGACUUGCAAAUGAAGCCUAUCUCCUUUGAAAAAGAUGAUGACAGUAAUGGACAUAUAGAUUUCAUAACAGCAGCAUCAAACUUGCGAGCCAAGAUGUACAACAUCGAACCAGCAGAUCGGUUCAAAACAAAGCGCAUUGCUGGAAAGAUUAUUCCUGCCAUUGCAACAGCUACUGCUGCAGUAUCAGGGCUGGUUGCACUGGAACUUAUCAAAGUUGUGGGUGGCUACCCUGCUGAUGCAUACAAGAACUGUUUUCUGAACCUAGCCAUUCCCAUAAUGGUCUUUACAGAAACUGCUGAAGUAAGAAGAACAGAAAUCAGAAAUGGGAUAUCAUUUACCAUCUGGGAUAGGUGGACAAUUUAUGGGAAAGAGGAUUUUACUCUGUUGGACUUCAUAAAUGCUGUCAGAGAGAAAUAUGGAAUUGAACCAACUAUGGUUGUACAAGGAGUCAAAAUGCUGUAUGUUCCUGUGAUGCCAGGCCAUAUUAAAAGAUUAAAGUUGACGAUGCAAAAGCUUGUGAAACCAUCAGCUGACAAGAAGUAUGUGGAUUUGACAGUAUCAUUUGCUCCGGAGACUGAUGGAGAGGAAGACUUGCCAGGGCCACCAGUGAGAUACUACUUUGUUCAUGAAGACAAUUGAUGGAAGAGACACAAAACUCACUCAUGGACCAUUUGUAUGAAAGGAGUGUGCUAAUUUUCAGCUAUUAAAGAUGGUACUCUAUAUUUCUUUUUGGUGAAGCCUUAAUUAAAUGGUGAAAAUCAGUGGCUUUGCACUGAAGACAAACUGGAUUUAUGUUUCUUCUGCUUUUGUUUUCUUCAAACCUGUUCACUCAAAGGAGGAUUGGUCACUCCAUGAAAUGGAAUGUCCAGUACAGACCUUACCUUAAAGACAAGAUUAGUAUUGAUUUGUGGGGAGCUGAAGAAAGCAAGAAGAAUGGUGAACCUAACGAAUGGUCCACAUGUGCAAAUUAGGCACUGCUUAGAGAAGAGUGCAAAAAUGGUGAACCCACCAUUUUAUGAUACUCCUGGUGUUCUAAGAACAUCUCAAAUUCAUUUCAUAUGUUACUUAAUUCUCAAGCAAAGUUUUCAUUCUUGCCAUCUACAUAUG